Meriones unguiculatus (Mongolian gerbil) is the source of this 536-nucleotide messenger RNA. RefSeq names its product protein FAM24A-like. The transcript has 3 exons. The coding region runs from base 129 to 440 and encodes 103 amino acids. The record is from RefSeq and is a predicted model, not a curated record. NCBI's taxonomy places the organism in Eukaryota, Metazoa, Chordata, Mammalia, Rodentia, Muridae.
GAAAAUCAAGUCUUUAAUAUCCUUUGAAGGAUGGUUGUCUUACAUGAAGUGACCUCAGUGCUCAUUUGCAUUUUGCUUGUUACUGUAGAUCCAGGUGUGUGCACCAACAGCUCUCCUGAUACAGUCGUAUGACUAACCAAUUUGACCCCCGAACAAUAAUCAUGGUCAUCAUCGGUGCUGGGAUCCUGGCAGCCAUGUUUAUACUGAUAGGAGUUGUCCUCUGCCUUUACUCCAAAAUAGCCAAAGCACUGAAUUCAUCUAGAACUGCAAGAAGAGGAGAUGCUGCUGUUAGCUUUGUUGAGCCACACAAGAAACUCAUCCUGCCCAAACCCAUGGCUGCUGAGUCCUUUCGGACCUUCCAGUGCUGUGAUGCAUGCAGUGUCUAUGCAGAUGUUGGCUCCCUGCCACCUUGCUUUUGCAGCACAAGUGAGGGACUCUGACAUGGCAUUGGUGGAUAGAAAGAAAUCCUCAUAAUCAGUAUUUCAACUUCUAAGUAGAAUAUUUUCUUAUCCAAGACAAUUUCUAUAGCAUUUAUA